Diorhabda sublineata is the source of this 5651-nucleotide messenger RNA. Its product is annotated as myb-like protein X. Bases 552 to 5651 code for a protein of 1699 amino acids. Gene Ontology annotation, cellular component: nucleus. The record is from RefSeq and is a predicted model, not a curated record. The transcript has 7 exons. Gene Ontology annotation, molecular function: protein binding. NCBI's taxonomy places the organism in Eukaryota, Metazoa, Arthropoda, Insecta, Coleoptera, Chrysomelidae. Gene Ontology annotation, biological process: regulation of transcription by RNA polymerase II.
UCGAAUUGUUGUGACAACUAGACUGCUUUCAGCCAAAUUUGUAAAUAAUAUUGAUAACAAUUAUGUAGUUUUUGGUAGUGGUAUCCCCCAAAGCAUAGAUUAUCAAAUUUGAUUGAAUGUUUUAUUCAAUUUUAUUAUUAAGUUAAGUGUAAAACCCUAUUGUGGUAAGGUUAUCUCCAGUGUCAAUUGAUUAAAAUAGGUGCUUUUUGUCUGAUUUCAAACAGAUUAUGUAGUGUCGAAGUACAGAUUGCCGGCUUCUUGCCAUACGUAUACGGUAAUGACUUUUUUUUAUUGAUUAAUAGAAAUCAAACGAUUACAUCAAUUGCUCUACGAUUGUUUUAGAACCACAGUACUUAGUUAAUGACUAGAUUUGCUCGUAGUGACGGGGCUAGCCUAGCACCAAAGAAAAAAGUAUUUAUUAGUGUUAUUUUUUUGGUUUUGUAUCACAUUACUUAAUAUAGAUAUAUAAAGUGAAUUUAUUAAAUGUUAGUGGAUAAAUUAUAAAUUCAAUCGCGAGUUCUGGUGUAGUAGUGCUAAACAUCGACUUCAAAAUGGCCGAAGUGCUAAAAAAACAUAGAAAAAGCAAUUUUUCACAAGAUGAAAUAGAAGUUUUAAUGAAGACAGUUGGUAAUCACUACGAAACCUUGUAUGGAGAAUUCUCUAAAAAGGCUAUCAACAAAAUUGCUAGACAUAGAGCCUGGCUAGAAGUGACAAAAGAGGUCAAUUCAGUGAGUAUGGAAAAAAGGACAUUGCAAGAAGUAAAAAAUAAGUGGAAGAAAUGUCAACAUCUAUAUCAUCCUGAUGAUUUUAUAGGUGUUAAAUACUACGAAGACGAGGUAUUGGAUGUGACUAAUGUUUGGGAACCACUGACUGAACUCGACGAUGAAGAUUCUAUGCCAUUAGAACAGCGUCUGAAAGCUCCUACGACAGCAGCAACAGUAUUAACUGCACCACCUGAAGCACCAGUAUCAGAACAACUCUUACAAAGUCAACCCCUAUCCCCAACAAAACUGAAAGUAACAAGACAACUAAAACCAUCAGCACCUUCACCUAUACUACCUCCCCCGGCCAUAGAAGAGGUGUGUCUUAAAUGGAACAGUCACCAUUCCAAUAUGCAGCAUACUUUUCCAAAUUUAUUGCUCCGAGAACAAUAUGUAGAUGCUACUCUUGUUGCUGAUGGUCAGACUUUGAAAUGUCAUAGGGUCAUUUUAUCAUCAUGUAGUCCUUAUUUCGAAGAAGUCCUUGCGAGUAUUAGCCCAUAUCAACAUCCAGUAUUGUUUAUGAAGGAUAUACCUUUCUGGAUUUUGAAAUGCCUUUGUGAUUUUAUGUAUUCUGGGGAAGUACACAUUCUUCAGAAUAAGCUAGAAGAAUUACUUGCUGUUGCGGAAAUGCUCAAGAUAAAAGGACUUGCUGGUCAACGUGACAUGAAUAUGAUAGACACAAAACCAGAAUUUAUAGUUCCCAUUAAAGAAGAGAAAAUUGAUGAAAAGGAAAAAGAAUUGAGGAAGAAAGAAGAUAGAGAAUUCAAGAGAAAGGAAGAAAAAGAAGUUAAGAAAAAGGAAGAAAAGGAAAUCAAAAAGAAAGAGGAAAAAGAAGUGAAGAAGAGAGAGGAAAAGGAAGUAAAAAAGAAAGAAGAAAAAGAUAUCAAAAAGAAAGAAGAAAAGGAGAUGAAAAAGAAAGAAGAAAAAGAAAUCAAAAAGAAAGAUGAAAUGAAAAUAUCAGAAAUUAAACCAUUGAAGAAAAGGGAAGAAAAAGACCUUACUAGAAAAGAAGAAAAGCAAACUAAGAAAAAAGAAGAAACAAAAGAAAUCAAGGAAAAGAAAAGAGUGACAAUAAUUCCAUCACCAGAAAAACCACUCGUUAAAAGCUCUAAAGUACCUAAAGUUGUAAUUCAAAAUCCACUACCAAUAUUGAAAAACAAACAAAAAACUUUUGUUGAAUCGAAAAAACGUGACAAAAGAUUAGAAAAAGAGAAACUGCCAGUGAUAGAAAAAAUACCGAUAACUAAAGAUACUCCAAGUACAAGUGAUUUUUCAAAUCCUUUUGGUCUUCUCAAACCUGUAUAUGAAGAAGUAACAAAAGAUCCAAAACCAAAUAAACUUCCUGUUACCAGGGAUCCCAAAAAUGUUAAUGUAAAACGUACUUUACAGAAAAAAUUAAAGAAGAGGAAGUUAACGGAUGAUAGAGAGGAGAGUCCACCACCAGCACUUUCACGAAAAGGUACUCGCUCACGUCCAAGAAGCAAAGUAGCAAAAUAUUUCCAUCCUGCCUCUGAUCUGAGCUAUGAUGAAUCCACAAUUGUUAGAGAACCUCAUACAGAUCAAGCAGAUUCUUUUGUGCAAAUACAAGAUAUCAAAUCUGAACCCCUGUAUGACGAUUCAAUUGAAAUAGAAGACAAUCUCGUCGGUUUUAGUGAAUCUUCUGUAUCUGUAGAGGAGCAAUUGAUCGGUUGCUAUGACAGUAGUUUUGAUAAUUUUGGUAGACGUAUUACUAGGCGUUCUAAACCCAUAAUAAUGGAUGUUCAAAGUAUAACUCAUAAACCUGAAGAACAACAUACUUUAAAAAUUGUUAAUGUAGCCGAAUUAAAAGCCAUUAAAGAUCCAUUGGAAGACCCGCUUGGACUUAACCAAAGUAGCUCAGAUAGUACUACAAUGGUGGAUCAGACUGAUAACUCGUUGGGGUUUCAUAUAAGUGAAGUAGUAACAGAAAAAGAUGAUAGUCAAUCAUCUGAUGUAUGCAGAGAAAUGGGAUUUAAAAUUACAAAUGUUGUGAGCGAACAGGAAGAAGAUAGAAAAAUGGAACAACUAACUACCGAAAUAGAAGCAUCAUAUGAAGAAGAACAGGAGUUUAAUGAAUUUGAUGAAACAGCAUCUCAAAAUGAAGACCAGAAACCCAUUUUAACAUUGAUUGAAACUGAAGAUAGUAACUCAAAUCCUCUGGGAAAACAAAUGAUUCAAUUAUUACUAGUAGGAAAUGAAGCAACUGAAGCAACAACUUCAAUGAGUCACAGUCAAGACAAUACAAUUCAAAAUAAAAUGGAUACCAGUGAAGAUGAUGAAUUAAUUAGUUGUCCAGCUAACUUUUCAUUCAAAAUUAAAGAAGAAUUGCUUACAGAAAAUGAACAGAAUAUUAAUAAGAUAGAGGAGGAAGAUAUACAACCUAUGACUCAACAAAUAACAUUGAUUCAAGAAUCAAGACAGUUAGAAACUGAUCAAGUUGUCCAAGAAACAUUAACAGUCACCUCAUCCUAUAAUACCUUGCAAACUAUUGCAAAUGAAGAAAAAUUCGAUCAUGAAAAUGAACAAACUCCAACAAUUUCCAUAAUUCCAGAGGCACACUUCAGUGAUGAAAUCGAUACCGAUACUGAUAAAAAUUAUGUAGAAACAGAACCCAUACAAAUGCAAUCUACAAGCUCAAAUAUUAACCAAGCUAUUGAUACUGACGAACUUAAUAAAACAUAUUCAGUGGAUGAAAAACCAAUAAUAUCAAUAAGUUAUUCAAGUUUACAUAAAGAUUACACAUUAGAUGAUUCAAAAAUGGAUCAGAUUUAUCACUUUGAAGAUAGUUCAAAAGUAUCCGAUGAUAAAAAUAACCAAAACGAUAUUGAUGAUUAUCAAAUGGAGGCCCAAUUUGCUCCUCAAUCGGGGAAUAUUCCAAUAGAUCACCAAAAUAUAUCUGAAAACAAUCCCGAAAAUAUGGAUCACGAAAUGAGUGAAGGUUUUGAUAAUUUAGGAAGAAAUCUAACCUCGAAACCCAAUUCUGAUGAAAUUCAGCCAAUGAAUGAAUAUUAUGGGGAAGAAAACAAUUGUUAUAGUGAAUCUGCAGAUAAUUCUUCUACAGACUGUCAAGUUACUGGAGAAAUCCUUGAUCCAAAAGAUCAAUAUUUGAUAAAGAAAUCAAAUACAUUGGAUAUGCUCCAAAUUCAACCUCUACUUAAAGAUCAGAAUAAUUUAGCUACACUCGUUGAAAAUGAUUCUAUGUACCAACAAACUAUUAAUAUAUCUCAGAAAACUGAUUUUGUUGAUCAAAAUUCAUCACAAAUAGAAAAUAUUGCACUUGUGAGUUGUAUCAAUAACAAGGCUAGUUUUGAUAUAUCAAAUACUGAAAAUGAGGUUCAAUCUGAUUAUAGAAGAGAAGAAGAAAGUUCUGAAACAAUCCACACUGAUGAAUAUUCAUCGAUAUAUAAUGAAGAAAGUAGUUCUAAUGUUCCACAAAGGGAAAUACUACCGUCUCGAGUUGAAAAUCAAACAAUGAACAAUAGGUUUGAAAAAAGCAGUUAUGAUAUUUUAUCACAUGUAGUAUCAUAUGAAGAAAACCAACCUGUAUGUAUCCAAGAGAAUAAUUCAAGUACUACAAAGACUGCAAUAGUACUUUCUGAUAGUAUUCAACCUGUAGGUAACAGCUUUACUGAAAAUAGUUCUGCUUUAUCACAUAUAGUAUCAUAUGAUGAAAACCAACCUGUCUGUAUCCAAGAAAGUACUUCAUAUGGUCCACCACUUUCUGAUGAAAUUCAUACUAUAAGUUUUGAAAGAAAUAGUGAAGUUGCGGCAGGUGCUAGUGAUGAAAAACAUUUUACAACUAAUAAUCUUGAGGAUCAUCGACAAGAUAAAAAUAAUUUUGACAGACAUAAUACUAGUGAUCCGCAUCUAAUAGAAUCUUCAUGUGAUGAAAGUCAACUUAGAGAUGACAUUGAAAGUAGUUCAAAUGUUCCUAAGAUUCCAAAGCUGUCAUAUAACGAAAAUGAAUUGGUCUAUCAAGAUAGUAGUUUCAAUACACAACUUCAGUUACCUAAUGAUGAAAGUGAACUGAUGAACAAAUUUGUUGGAGUACAUUCAACACAAUCACAGAAUAAUCUGAUAGAAAGUCAACCAAUGGAAACUGAUCACAAUGAAUUGAUGUCACAAACAGAUGAAAAUCAUUAUAAGGAUUCAAAUUCACAGUUGUUGCAACAUAAUAAGCAGAGUUAUAAUCCAGAAGAAAAAUAUAAUACUACAGAACAUGUUUUAAUAAAUAGUUUAUCAGAAGUAGAUUGUGAUAUUAACAAUAGAAGUGAAGAAAUUCCUUCAACUCCAUUUUCUUUAUGUGAAAAUGUCCAACCUCUUGAUUUCAAUCAAAAAGAAACCAUUUUACCACAGCAAAUUCCUGAAAACUCUGCAGGUCCAAAUAAGUCAAACUUAUUGGAAACUGACUUAGAUAAUAGCCAUGUACCAUAUGAAAGGUGUGGCAAUGUAAGUAGUUCUAACGUACAAGCAGAGUCUGUACCUGUUGUUUCAGAAACUGAUCGAGAUCAUAAAUCUCGAGCUGUCGAUUUUCCUCUUGGAACUGAAGAAAUGAGUAGUUCAAAUGAACCAGGUUUUCACAUUGCCCAAGUUAUAAGUGAACAGAUAGCAGAAAUAGAAGGAAGUAGAGUUAACGAACAAUUUGUUAGUGAUACUAGCAGUGUGAAUAAAUGUGAAAACAAAGUUAGUAAUAGUAAUGAAUUGGAAUCGAUUGUUGAUGAUUUAUCUAAAAUUGUGGAAGGUUCGUGUGAAGAAUCAAGUAUUGCGGAUGAUACUAACUCUAUAGCUGAUAGUCUCGAGAAUCUCUUACAAAAGAAAUCAAUGGAAACUAAUAUCUUCACCUCUACAAUUCGUAUUGUUAUUUGUGCAUGA